GAUCGCAAUCUCACGUCCACGUCGAAGAGGCAUGGCUUCGUUUUUUCGUCGCUUACCUCCGUAUUCCUACAGCUUGGAGCCGUGCACGCCAAGCCAAGCCAUGGCCUUUGCUAAGGAAUUCGUCUCGUUGGUCAAUAUUUGCAUGCGUCACCCCGCCCUGCGCGUGCCUCGGUCUCGCGUGUGUGCUCUGUUGAUGCUAAGGCGCCCAGAGUCGCGCGCCUGCAUGUCGAUCUCGGCCUCUCCACGAGUUUGUCUCCGACUCCCUGCGGGACCACGCGUAAGCGGGCAAUCAUCUGGGGGUGGCUUGCCCCGGUCCCCAUCCCACCGCUUUUGGAACCCUAUUUCUUGGUUCAAUCUUGGCUGUAGCUUGGUUGCUCGGCCGCAUGACCAUACGGGUCCAUGCCAAGCGCUCGAAUGCUUGGCUUUCGUGACAAAGCACCGUAGGGUCCUUCUGCUCACAGCCCAGGCUAUAACGAUAAUACGUGCUCCCUCUGAUUCGUUGACAACUCGUGCAUUGGAAGGAAGCGAAAUGAGACAUGUCAUACCUGCUUUAAAAGACGUCCAUCGCAAGCUGAAAAUCCCACGCCCAUGACGGCAAUUUUCACACGCAGAUGAAAGUCGGUCAGUAGCACAAUAUUGUACAUGUGAAUGGCUGUUGCCCGCAACUGCGCCUGAACUCACUGAUCGCCUGGCUCGGGGGAAAGUCAUACCCAUAAUAAGAGGCGCGGAGGCCUCUUGGAUACCCUAUUCCGUGCCUUACGUCGGUAGGUCGAUCCCGGCCUUUUGACCUGUCGAGCACCAACGUCACUGCAAACAGAGCGGAUUACGGGACACGAGACUUC
Molecule: messenger RNA, 842 nt
Organism: Aplosporella prunicola CBS 121167
Lineage: Eukaryota; Fungi; Ascomycota; Dothideomycetes; Botryosphaeriales; Aplosporellaceae
Exons: 2
Coding region: 32-592 (186 amino acids)
Source: RefSeq, a predicted model, not a curated record